Molecule: messenger RNA, 398 nt
Organism: Pipistrellus kuhlii (Kuhl's pipistrelle)
Lineage: Eukaryota; Metazoa; Chordata; Mammalia; Chiroptera; Vespertilionidae
Product: aldehyde dehydrogenase family 1 member A3-like
Exons: 2
Coding region: 54-383 (109 amino acids)
Molecular function (GO): oxidoreductase activity
Source: RefSeq, a predicted model, not a curated record
CGCGGAGCUGUCACCGCAGCAGACGGGACGGAGCGCUCGGCGGGCGCGGAGCCAUGGCCGCCGCCAACGGGGCCGCGGGGACCGGGCCGCCCGACAGGAAGCCGCCGGCCCUGCCGCGCCCGGUGCGCGGCCUGGAGGUCAAGUUCACCCAGAUAUUCAUCAACAACGAGUGGCACGCGUCCACCAGCGGGAAGAAGUUUGCCACCUGUAACCCCUCGACGCUGGAGCAGAUCUGCGAGGUGGAGGAAGGAGAUAAGGUGGGUGUGCCCCCGCGGCCCCCGGGAUCUCCGUUCUGGAGGCGGAAGGCCGAGGAGGGGGGGUCGGCUCAGGUGUGGCAGGUCCCUGCUGCUCUCUGCCCCAACCACAGUGUCAUCCCAAGCUGACUCUCUCCCUCUCUC